UAGUCUAACUUUUGGCGAUUGUCCACUUUUUCCAACCACUCCACUAGUUUUUUGCAUAUUUUCAGGCGUUAAUCCCCAAUCACAGGUAAUCACGUGUACAAAAGGAUUCCCACCAGUCCAGGUGUAGUUGAAUAAACUGCUGGCAAAAUCAGGAUGGUCAUCCAACGGGUUUGGCGUUCAUCUCCCUCAACAUCGGGCAGUAAUACUUUUGCAAACAAUAACAACAACAACAAUUGCGUCAGCACCCACGCAGCAACAAGUUCCUCUGAAUUAGUGGUACCAAGUGUGGUGGUGGGCACAUCUGAGUCGGAAUGUAACAGCUCAGCAAAUCUCCAACAAAGUGGAAACAACGGGGCUGGUGGCGGAAAACAGCAGCGACCAAAAUUAAGUGGCGAUGCCAUGUUGGAAGUUCUGAAAAUGCGCUAUUCUGGCCGUUCAUACGCGAGUCAAUCAUCCAACGAUGCUGCACUGAAAUCAUUGGAAUUGCUUCGGUCUAACAUCCAGUAUCUAUUUGACAAAGAAAUGGAUGUCGUUAUCAAAAAGUUCAGCUCGUUGUUUUUUGUUCCUGCCAUCAAGAACAUCAAGGAAAAUUUAGGAGAGAAUGCAAUCUCUGAAGAGACACUUAAAACUAUCUACUGCUCGUUACUGGAAGCCAGUAAAGCUCAAUACGUUAGGCAAAUAUCAUCGCCAGCAGAGACCUCCCUAUCAAGAGCGAAUACACCAGGAAUGGAGCUGAGUGAUUCCGAUUCCAGCACCGACAAUACAGUCCCAUCCGGAACGACAAGCCUUCUUCAGCAGGCUCUAAAAAGAAAACUACCAGAGCCAAAUCAACCAGAUACAUUUAAGCGUCAAUACUUCCUACAAGGUUCUGUCUACUCUCAAAAUCAACACUCAAUUCUUCAGUCCCUAGGAAACGUACAAGGAUCCCUUCCGUAUCAGAUCAGACCGUCGGUAUUGAAUCCCACCGUUUACACGACAACUAUCAGUCCGGAAACAUUAUUUAUUCUGGAUUUCAAAGCAGGCCGAGCUUUGGGAGUGGCAGACUUCCGUGACCGAUUAGCGAACAAGCACCCGGAGAUCUUACGAUACUGUCCGGACAAUCAGGACCGCGAAUGGCUACUGCAGCAGAAACAGAUUUCCCCUCUAAACCGUAACGGUCGCUUCUUUCUGCUCGUUUUGGACGAAGUCAAGAAACUGGCCGAACGAAACGCAGAAUAUUCCAACAACCCCUACUUGAAGCUAACCGAUUUGCAAGGUUUCAAACUAACCGAAUCCGUCUAUGCCAAGGUGCAGAAAUUGAUCAAAGACAGUGCGGAAUCGACGAUCAAACCGAUCGCACAAGUUUCAACACCGCCGGCCCCGAUCCCAAUCAUCAUUCCGCCAAGGCCACGUGUAUCAUCUUUAAGUUCCUCGCAUGCCACACUGACGGCACUGCUGGCAUCGCCGCAAUCAAGUGCUGGUUCAACGAUGCCGGAAAUUGUAACCACGGCAAGUUCUGCAGGGACGAACGUCAUCGGACUGGACACAUCAGCUGGUGCCAGUGGAGAAACGAAGACUUGAAUCAACAUAACUUGAAAGUUCACUAUUUUUUAACGAUACCAUGAAGUUACUGGAUAGUGGUAGAAAUGUUCGAUAUGUACAUAUCAGGGUGUAAAAACGAUUUAUCAAACGCUGUUAAUAGUUAAGUAUUUAAAAAGUGAUAGUCGGUACCGACGGAGCCGCGUUUAAGCUGAGUGUUUGAGUUUAUGUCUAUACUUCUUGUAUGUGUGCUGUCUGUACUGUGCUUUAUAUGUAUUAAAUGAU
This is a messenger RNA of Topomyia yanbarensis, 1803 nucleotides long. RefSeq names its product deoxynucleotidyltransferase terminal-interacting protein 1. Gene Ontology annotation, molecular function: nucleosome binding; DNA binding. The record is from RefSeq and is a predicted model, not a curated record. The transcript is spliced from 2 exons. NCBI's taxonomy places the organism in Eukaryota, Metazoa, Arthropoda, Insecta, Diptera, Culicidae. Gene Ontology annotation, cellular component: nucleus. Bases 154 to 1560 code for a protein of 468 amino acids.